Molecule: messenger RNA, 2882 nt
Organism: Hyaena hyaena (striped hyena)
Lineage: Eukaryota; Metazoa; Chordata; Mammalia; Carnivora; Hyaenidae
Gene: NIBAN3
Product: niban apoptosis regulator 3
Exons: 15
Coding region: 67-2085 (672 amino acids)
Source: RefSeq, a predicted model, not a curated record
GGGGGCUGUGGGAGGGAAGGCAGUGUCUGCUUUGCCCUCCAGGGAGCCCCCAGCGACAGCAGCAGGAUGGGUGGGCGGCCCUCGAGCCCCCUGGACAAGCGGCAGCAACAGCAUCUGAGGGGCCAGGUGGACACCAUGCUGAGGAACUUCCUGCCCUGCUACCGCGAGCAGCUGGCAGCCUCUGUCCUGCGACAGAUCUCCCGGGAGCUGGGGCCCCAGGAGCCCCCCGGAUGCCAACUGAUGCGCAGCAAAAAGCUUCCCCGAGUCCGUGAGCACCGAGGGCCUCUGACCCAGCUUUGGGGCCACCCGCCUCAGUGGCAGCCAAUCUUCUGUGUCCUGCGCGGAGAUGGCCGCCUGGAGUGGUUCAGCCACAGGGAGGAAUACGAAAAUGGGGGCCGUCCCCUUGGCUCCAUGGCCUUGACGGGCUAUACUGUCCUGACUUCCCAGCGUGAGUAUCUCCGCCUGUUGGAUGCUCUCUGCCCAGUCUCCUCAGGAGAGCAUACACAGGAAGAGCCUGAACCCCUCCUGGAAAUGCCCGUGAACUUCCCCCUGUUCCUUCAGCACCCGUUCCGCCGGCACCUCUGUUUCUCUGCAGCGUCGGGGGAAGCGCAGCGGGCUUGGAGGCUGGCCCUCCAGGGUGGCAUCCGGCUUCGUGGCACAGUCUUGCAGCGCAGUCAGGCCCCCGCCGCCCGUGCCUUCCUGGACGCCUUAAGACUCUAUCGGCAGCACCGAGGCCACUUUGGCGAGGACGACGCGACCCUGGGCUCGGACGCCGAGGUGCUGACCGGGGUGCUGGUGCGGGAGCUGCUGCCGGCGCUGCGAGCCCAGACCCUGCCCGGCCUGCGGGGGGCCGGCCGCAGCCGUGCCUGGGCCUGGACCGAGCUCCUCGACGCAGUCCACGCCGCCGUCCUGGCCGCGGCCGCCGCCGGCCUCCGCGCCUUCCAGCCGGAAAAGGACGAGCUGCUCGCCGCCCUGGAGAAAACCAUCCGCCCAGACGUGGACCAGAUUCUGCAGCUGCGGGCGCGCGUGGCGGGGAGGCUGCGCAGCGAGGUUGAGGGCGCCCUGGAAUCCUGCCUGCGCGACAGGGUGGACACGCAGCUGUCCCAGGUCACACAAAGGCUGCAGAGCACCGUGGCAGCUGUGCUCUCAGCAGUGCAGGCGCUCCUCACCCAGGGCAUGGACCGCCUAUCGCGCCACCUGCGCGGGAGCCCCUCCAGCACGCGGUUGCGCAAGGAGGUUUACUCAUUUGGGGAGAUGCCCUGGGACGCGGAGCUGAUGCAGACCUGCUACCGUGAGGCUGAGCGAAGCCAGAGGCGCCUGGGGCAGCUGGUGGUGCCAUUUGGCUUCUUUGGCACACGAAGCCUGGUAUUUGGGGCCCAGGAUCUUGCACAGCAGCUUAUGGCUGACGCCGUGGCCACCUUCCUACAGCUGGCGGACCAGUGUCUGACCGCAGCCCUGGACUGUGCCCAGGCUGCCCAGCAGCUGGAGAAAGUCAGGGGGCGAGUGCUGAAGAAAUUCCAGUCGGACAGCAGCUCAGCACAGAGGAGCUUCAUCCGCGGAUGGGCGCUCUGCGUCUUCUUGCCCUUCGUGCUAAGCCAGCUGAAGUCGAGCUGCAGAGCGGAGCUGCCCGAGUUCGAAGGGGAGGUCCUUGCCGUGGGUAGCCCGGCCCUGACUGUCCAAGGCAUCUGUGAAGACCUUGUUCGGGGGAUUCUGCUGCAAAGGAUUGAUGGAGAACUGAAAAAGGCCCUUGGCGUCAGUGACGUGUCCUGUGCUCUGGAUGGCUGCUCAGAGGCCCCAUGGGACCAGACAGGAGCUGCUCCAAAUCUUAACUCGGUAUCAAGUUUCUCAGCUGAGAGUGAAGCAUUACUGAGUUCCCUCUGCCUGCCAGAGAAGUCAUCCAUCUACUGCCGGUUGGCAGCUUCUCAGUAUCACAAGCCUCACAGCUGCUUCCGGACCAGGUUCCGGAGGGAUUUCCCCACGGUCUUUCUUGGUUCAGCUUUCAGAGGGGGAUAUGCAUGCUCCAUGGAGAUGGUCCCCUCCCAUUCCGCCCUGGAAUUUUCAGCCUCCCCAAAGAGAGUUUUCUGACGUUUACCCUCCAACUCAACCUUCUGAGAUACCAUUUGUGCUUCACAGCCUUGUACAGCUGUUGUUUUUAAACCCAGGAUGUGAUGUUAAUUCUGCCAAAUUGGAGCAACCAGAACUUAUCAUCCUGCCCUCUUCGAGAAAAGUACUAUUUGGUUUGGGUUCUAAAACCUUCCAGUCUUUUCUCAGGUUGUCAGGGUAUGGGACGCAUCUUGCCACUCUGUUUUUCUGACUCGAUGUGAAUGAUCUCUCCUUGCCGGGUUCAUAGACUGCAAAAUUGUUUUUGCCAUUUUAUUGCAGAACGUUUCAAACCUACCCCCAAAGCCAAGCCCCCAGUGCGCCACUGCUGGGAUUCCUCCACUCGCCCCCUCACCCCCUUAGUCAAUCAUGUAACCAGUGAAGUUGAGGUUGCACUUCCAAAACAUUCAGCUAAAAACUGAACUUGCACAAAUGAUCGUUGUAGAAAAACCUGGAGAGCAGAAGAAAGGAGAGAAAAUGAAUCUGGAAAAGAAUGGACAAGCCGCGGAUAGGGAGGAGGAAGCGCAAACGUCACGUGACUCUGCUAGACUCUGCUAGCCGCACUGGGAGAUUUGAGGCUUUUGGGGUCAAGCCCACCGCCUGGCUUACCUGCUGUCCCUAGAGUACAAAGACACACUACUUGUGCCCUGAACUUCACUUAAAAAUACUGAAUCUUCUCCUUCCCAGCACCAUACUAAUGAAUGGACACCUGAGCACCCUUCUUAAAACUUAAUUUUUAAGAAUGACACGGAUUAUAUGGAAACCAAGUUGACAAUAAACUA